Molecule: messenger RNA, 2406 nt
Organism: Eucalyptus grandis
Lineage: Eukaryota; Viridiplantae; Streptophyta; Magnoliopsida; Myrtales; Myrtaceae
Product: sucrose synthase
Exons: 13
Coding region: 1-2406 (801 amino acids)
Biological process (GO): sucrose metabolic process
Molecular function (GO): sucrose synthase activity
Source: RefSeq, a predicted model, not a curated record
AUGGCUGAUCGUGUGUCGACCGAAAGUCAAAGCAUUUACGUGCGUUUUAAAAAGGCCCUCUCUGCAUGCCCCAACGAUCUUCUUGUCUUCUUCUUAAGGGUUCAAGGCAAUGGCAAUGGCAUCUUGCGGCGCCCCCAAAUCCUUGCUGAGCUUGAGGCGAUCCCUGAGGAGAGAAGAGCAAGGCUUCGUCAUGGGGAUUUCGAUGAAGUCCUCAAAUCCAUUCAGGAAGCAAUUGUGUCGCCUCCGUGGGUUGCUCUUGCUGUUCGUCCGGGGCCGGGUGUGUGGGAAUACAUGCGUGUGAACAUCCGUGCGUUUGAUUGUGAGCAAUUGGAGGUUGCUGCGUUUCUGCGCCUCGAAGAAGGGCUUGCUGAUGGAAGCUUGAACCCUGAUAUUGAUCCACUCACUCCCGUUUUUGUGCACCCGACUCCUUCCAUGUCUAUCGGGAAUGGUAAUGAGUUUAUCUGUGGCCGUCUCUCUGAUAAGCUCUCACAUGACUACGAAAGCUUGCACCCUCUGCUUAAAUUCCUCCAAACCCUCAACUACAAGGGGAAGAACAUGAUGGUGGCUGCCAGAAUCCAGAAUGUCCCCUCCCUCCAAUGUGUCCUGAUGAACGCGAAGGAGUACCUGACCCCACUCAAUCGCGAGACCCCAUACUCCCAGUUUGAGCACAAGUUCCAGGAGAUCGGGCUGGAGUGGGGGUGGGGCGACACGGCUGAGCGCGUCCUCGAGAUGAUCCAUCUCCUGUUGGCUUUCCUUGACGAACCCAACCCGGGCACUCUCAAGAAGUUCUUGGGAAGGAUUCCAAUGGUCUUCAAUGUUGUCAUCGUGUCUCCCCAUGCAUACUUUGCUCAGGACGGUGCCUUAUGUGGCCAGGUUGUUUACAUCCUGGAUCAAGUUCGUGCCCUAGAGACUGAAAUGCUUUGCCGCAUCGAGCAACAAGGACUGCAUAUUACUCCUCAGAUCCUCAUUAUCACUCAGCCUCUCCCAGAUGCGGUUGGAACCACCCAUGGCAGGCUCCGGGAGAAUGUUUCAGGGACCAAGUACUCCCACAUUCUUCGCAUCCCCUUCAGGAAUGAGAAGGGAGUUGUGCGCAAGUGGACUCCCCAGUUCAAGGUGUGGCCCUAUUUGGGAAGAUAUACUGAGGAUGUCAAGGAAAAACUCGAUGCAGAGUUGCAGUGCAGGCCCAAUCUGAUCAUUGGAAAUUACAGUUAUGGAAACAUUGUUGCUUCCUUGUUAUCCAAAAAAUUAGGUGUUACACAGUGCACAAUAGCCCAUACCCUUGAGAAGGCAAAGUACCCAGGGUCAGACAUAUACUGGAGGAAAUUUGAGGAGGAGUACCACUUCUCUUGCCAAUUCACUGCGGAUCUCUUUGCCAUGAACCAUGCUGACUUCAUCAUCACCAGCACCUCCCAAGAAAUUGCUGGAAGUAAGGAUACUGUGGGGCAGUAUGAGAGUUACAUGAACUUCACUCUUCCUGGACUCUACCGAGUCGUACACGGGAUCAACGUCUUCAACCCGAAGUUCAACGUUGUUUCUCCGGGUGCUGACACAAGCAUCUAUUUCCCCUACACCGACCAGCGACGGUUGGAAUUCUUACACCUUGAGAUCAAAGAACUCCUCUUCAGCAAAGUUGAGAACGAGGAACACCUAAGUAUGUUGAGAGAUGAGAACAAGCCAAUUAUUUUCACCAUGGCAAGGCUGGACCAUGUCAAGAACUUGACAGGGCUUGUCGAGUGGUAUGGCAAGAACCUUGAGUUGAAGGAACUGGCCAACUUGGUCGUGGUCGGAGGCAACAAGAGGCAGGCCGAGAUGAAGAAAAUGCGCACCCUCAUCGAGAAGUACAGGUUGAAGGGCCAGUUCAGGUGGAUUUCCUCCCAGAUGGACCGGGUGAGGAAUGGAGAGCUCUACCGCUGCAUCUGUGACACAAAGGGAGUGUUUGUUCAACCGGCUAUCUAUGAACCUUUCGGGUUGACCGUGGUCGAGGCCAUGGCUUGUGGUCUGCCGACCUUUGCCACUUGCUAUGGUGGGCCGGCUGAGAUUAUUGUGCACGGUGAAUCAGGCUUCCACAUUGAUCCUCACCGUGGUGACCAGGUGGCAGAGGAACUUGCAGAGUUCCUCAAGAAGUGCAAGACUGACCAUAACCACUGGGUCAAAAUCUCAGAGGGUGCCAUGCGGAGAAUUGAAGAGAAGUAUACAUGGAAGACAUACUCUGAGAAGCUGUUGAACCUGACUGCUGUCUAUGGCUUCUGGAAGCAUGUGACUCACCUUGAUCAACUCCACAGCCGCAGAUACCUCGAACUGUUCUAUGACAGCAUUUAUCGCCCUCUGUGCUAUGUUCUUGCUCGUUCUUGUAGGCUGGGUCGAGUCCCCCCUGCAGAAGGAAGUGGAUGCUAUGUUCUUGCUUAG